This is a messenger RNA of Didymosphaeria variabile, 762 nucleotides long. RefSeq lists its product as uncharacterized. The transcript has a single exon. The record is from RefSeq and is a predicted model, not a curated record. Bases 1 to 762 code for a protein of 253 amino acids. NCBI's taxonomy places the organism in Eukaryota, Fungi, Ascomycota, Dothideomycetes, Pleosporales, Didymosphaeriaceae.
AUGCACUCCUACGCUGCUCUCGGUAUGCUUGCCCUUGCGGGCUCCGCCAUGGCUGCUCCCCGUCCUCACUGGGGCAACCACGGUGGCAACGCCCACGUCGUCUACGAGACCGCCGUCGUCACCGUCAUCGUUGGUCCUGACGGCCAGCCCAUCGGCGGUGCUGCCCCUACUCCCGCUCCGGAGCCCACCCAGGGAUACGGAACUCCCCCUGCGGAGCCUACUUCGGUUGUGGUCGAGCAACCCGCUCCUACCCCGUCUCCCGAGCAAUCCUCUGCUCCUCCGUCCUACCAGCAGCCCUCUCCUUCUCCGUCUCCCGAGCCUUCUACUCCUGCUGCCGAGCCCACUCCCACUCCCACCCCGGAGCCCAGCAGCCCUCCGUCUUCCGGCGGUGGUUACAUCGACACCGUCAACACAUGGCGCGCCAAGCUCGGUCUUUCCAACCUCAGCCAGGAUGACACUCUCCAGAACAACGCCUUGAAGACCUGCGAUGACGGCAACGGCGAGAUGAAGCACGAGCUCAACCCCGGAACCUUCGGCCAGGUCCUCGCGCCUGGACAGCCCGACGAGUUCGAGAAGGUCUUCGUUGGCGGCUGGCUCUGCGAGAAGCCCGACAUGCCUGGCAUGGACGGCAUCUGCGCCAGCAUGUCCGAUGGCUGGGCCUACAACGGCCAGACUGGCCACGCCGACAUCCUCUCCAGCAAGGACUACACCAAGAUCGGAUGCUCCAACGCCAAGGGCAUCUGGGGCUGCGACGUUGCUUAA